Messenger RNA from Myxocyprinus asiaticus (Chinese sucker), 2522 nucleotides. Its product is annotated as RNA-binding protein EWS-like. Gene Ontology annotation, molecular function: RNA binding; transcription coregulator activity. The record is from RefSeq and is a predicted model, not a curated record. Gene Ontology annotation, biological process: regulation of DNA-templated transcription. Lineage: Eukaryota; Metazoa; Chordata; Actinopteri; Cypriniformes; Catostomidae. Bases 1 to 1908 code for a protein of 635 amino acids. The transcript has 16 exons. Gene Ontology annotation, cellular component: nucleus.
AUGGCGUCUGCUCCAGAUUACAGCAGUUACAGUCAGGCCGGAGGGCAGCAGGGCUACAGCUCCUACACGGCCCAGCCUUCGCAGGGUUACGGACAGAGCACCCAGUCAUACGGUCAGCAACAAGGCUACAGUUCAUACACCCAACCGGCUGAUUCAACCUACUCUCAGAGCGCAGGCUCUUCAAGCACUUAUGGCCAGCAGACCUAUGGAUCAUCCUAUGGACAACAGCCACCAGCCAGUGGUGCUUAUAAUGCCACUCCAGCAACACCACAGGGCUACACUCAGCCAGUGCAGGGAUAUGGAGCUGCUAGCUAUGAUACCUCCACAGCUGCUGCCUCUUCCACCAGCAGCAACCCAACCUCGUAUACUGGGCAGGCCAGCUACGGAGCUCAGUCUGCAUAUUCUGGGUAUGGCCAACAGCCUGCUUCUGCUGCACCACCCAGCAGUUACAGUUCUGGCAGCCAGCAGCCCUCUGGAUAUGAGCAGAGCUCGUAUUCUCAGCAGCCCCAGCAAAGCUCUUACACUCAGCAACAGCAGGGAGGAUAUCAGGGCCAGCAAGGAGGCUACGGGCAGCAGAGCUCCUAUAGCCAGCAGGGAGGAUAUCAACAAGCUCCUUCCCAGCAGCAACAGGCUCUGCCUUCCAGCUACCCUCCACCUUCUGGAUCCUAUGGACAGCCCCCUGCUAGCCAGUAUGGACAACAGGGCAGCACUGGAAGCAGCUAUGGCCAGUCAGAUUACAAACCACCCAAUCAGUAUGGUAAUUACAGGCAGGACCAUCAGAAUGGCAUGGGUGGAAGCGGCUACUCGGGCCCUGAAUCCGGAGGAUAUGGGGGCCCUGGAGAGGGCCGUGGCAUGGGAGGGGGGGACCGUGGGCGUGGCCGGGGUGGGUUUGACCGGGGGAUGAUGCGAGGAGGUGGUGGCAUGCGAGGGGGCAUGAGCCGAGGAGGAAUGGGCAUCGCUGGAGACAGAGGUGGCUUCAGUAAGCCUGGUGGUAAGUUUAAUGAGAAACCAGAUUCUGACAUGGGACGGCCAGAGGAGCAAGAUGAUUCUGAAAAUAGCACGAUCUACAUUACUGGGCUGACUGAGAACGCUACAUUGGAGGAAAUGGCUGAAUUUUUCAAGCACAGUGGAAUCAUUAGGAUAAACAAACGAACAGGCCUGCAUGCCAUCAACAUAUACACUGAUAAAGAUACGGGGAAACCUAAAGGUGAUGCCACACUAUCCUAUGAGGAGCCUCCGUCUGCUAAGGCAGCAGUUGAGUGGUUUGAUGGCAAAGAUUUCCAGGGAAAGAAGCUGAAGGUGUCCAUGGCUCGACGGAAGCCCAUGAUGGGCAUGAUGCGUGGGGGCAUGCCAAUGAGGGGGGACCGAGGUGGCAUGAUGGGACGAGGAGGAAUGAUGGGUCGUGGUGGGAUGGGUAGAGGUGGUGAUCGAGGAGGCUUCAUGCCCCGUGGGGGUCCCAGGGGAAUGGGCCGAGGAGGACCAACUGGAGCAAACAUGCAGCAGAGGGCGGGUGACUGGCAGUGUCCAAAUGCGGGAUGUGGAAACCAGAACUUUGCCUGGAGGAUGGAGUGUAACCAGUGCAAGGCACCCAAACCUGAAGGCUUUGGACCUCCUCCCUUCCCUCCUCCAGGGGGUGACCGUGGUCGUGGUGGCCCAGGAGGGAUGCGUGGUGGCCGUGGUAUGGAUCGUGGUGGGCCAGGUGGACCCGGAGGCUUCCGUGGGGGUAGAGGUGGAGACCGUGGAGGCUUCAGAGGAGGCCGUGGCAUGGACAGAGGUGGCUUUGGUGGAAGGGGUCGUGGAGGACCUCCUAUGGAUGACAUGGGAAGAAGGGGGCGAGGAAUGGGACCACCUGGCAAAAUGGACAUGAAGGGAGACCAUCGUCUGGACCGGCGAGAGAGACCAUAUUAAGAGACUCCUCGCUGACCUAAACCACCUGUCAUUUUUCAAACUGUUUUAAACUUGUAAUUCCAUAUUUAUAAAUGUUUAAUAUUGAACUCGUUACUGCUUUGCCGUUAGUCUUCAUUGAAUGUUUUAUUUUAUUUUUUAACUUGUGUUUUUGUACUCUAUUCCGCUUUAGAACUGUCAGUGAAACCAAGUGCACAUGUAAAAUGCAGAGUGUUCAGUGUGCUAUUUAGAUUUGUCAGAAUGGUCUAAUGGAGUGUUAAUUUGUUUUCUGUCAUUGCUACAGUUAAAAUGUGAGUGAAUAAGGUAAAAUGCCAAGACACUGAUGCAUAUUAUUAACAGUGUUAAAGGAAUACUUAACCCAAAAAUGAAAACAUCAUUAUGCACUCACCUUUUAUUUUUUUUUGCAGAAAGAUCAGUGCUUUGGAUUGUUUUGUUGAUGUAACGUUGAAAAAAAAACCUUUUUCCAGAUAACAUGAAAAUUAAUGUGAUCUAGGAUCGUUAUAUAUUGGAUGUCAUUGUAGAGACUGUAAGCUUCACAGCCUCGUUUUCAUUCAUGUCAAAAAUCAAACUGCGCUACUGUGAAUAAGGUCUAUUAAAGAAAACAAUGCUUAACUACA